This is a messenger RNA of Austrofundulus limnaeus, 3980 nucleotides long. It is a transcript of the gene tdrd12, whose product is annotated as tudor domain containing 12. The transcript is spliced from 25 exons. Bases 119 to 3202 code for a protein of 1027 amino acids. The record is from RefSeq and is a predicted model, not a curated record. Lineage: Eukaryota; Metazoa; Chordata; Actinopteri; Cyprinodontiformes; Rivulidae. Gene Ontology annotation, biological process: germ-line stem cell division.
GUUGGGAACUCAUUUUUGUCUUUGCAGAGGUCUGCCAAGUGAAGCUGAAGAUAAUCUUUACAGCAGUCAGAGUGAAAAUCCUGCAGAUCAACAUACAAAUUUGAGUAAAUCAGUGGAGAUGGGACAAGAAGCAGGCAGGACAUGGACAACGGAAGAGGUCCGGGUCUGUUCACGUUUUUUGGAGUGGUUGAACCCAGAACCUCUCAAUCCUGAUCCAGAUGCUGCAGAUGUUGUGAUUAGUCCCAGUGAUCCCAGGAAAAGUGGGAUUCUGGUCCACUCAACCCAUCUGCUGGAGCCCUGUAGUAGCUUGGAAGACGCUCCCAUCACAGAUGUUCUUCGACAGGUGUUAAAGACAAAAAAUUACUGCACUCUGUCUCCCUCCGAUCGCUACAGCUGGCCAGCUGUGGCUCGUGGACACAACACUGUCAUUAUCUCCCACAAUGCUGAGCAGCCACUUAGCUACCUCGCCCCCCUCCUCUCCCACAUCCAGCUCAACUCUAUCUUCACUUCCCUCACCUACAGUUUAGGGCCCAUAGCUGUACUGCUAUGUCCAGGAUGGGAGAGGGCUCAGGUGGUCUACGACCUGCUGGAAGAAAGCAAGGUCUCAAAAACUCUCCGCCCAGUCAUCAGUGUGCUGGGCACUGGCAAGAAUGAAGCAAAAGCUGUGAAAAUUCCCAAAAACUGCCUCCUUUUAGUGACCACUCCCUUCACUCUUGUCCGUCUGCUGUCUUGUCACUGCUUCCUGUUCUUACGAAUGUGCCACCUGAUUCUAGAUGAGGCUGAGGAGAUUUUUGCUCUUGGUUCUGAUCAGAUGGAAACCGUCUUGAAGCAUUUCCAGAAGGUGACUUGCAGCGAUGAAAAUGUAUUCUGUCCUAAGCAGCUUGUUGUUGUGGCGAGAAGAUGGACCAGUCACCUAGAGAGUCUGAUAGGCAAUCACAUGCCUUCACCCUACACCAUCAUAAGUGUUCCUGAAGAAGCUGCUCUCUAUGGGAAUGUUCAGCAGGUUAUCCUCAUGACGGUGGAGAGUAGUAAGAUGGCAGCGCUGUUGGGUGUGUUGGAUUUCAACCCUGUCGUUGGUCAGAAGUCGUUGAUUGUGACAAACUCUGCUCAGGAGGUGGAAGAAGUGUUCAAGGCUGUUAGCAACAAAUCAGCUUUCUGUCUGAAGACCCAUGAAGGACUGACUCACCAGUUUGACUUUGUGAUGGAGCAAUGGAGGAAGGACAUUGGUUCAGGCACUCAAGUUAUUCUGGUGACCACCAAUGACUGUCUGAAGUGUCUCAGUAUCAGAGAUGCAACUUGUCUCAUCCACUACGGGUUUCCCACUUCUCCCAAAGUGUUUGGCAGCAGACUUUUCUGCAUGGCUGAAAACUUCAGAAAUCUUUGUGAAGGAGUUUGCUCCCAGGAUCAAACGGGGCACAACUCUCAGGUCUGCAGGUCGGUCCUGCUGCUUUCAGAGAAGAACGCCUCCCAUGUUGUUGGAGUUCUACGCUACCUUAAGAGAACUAAUGCCCUGCUGCCCCCUGAACUCCUAGCUUUUGCUCAGGGGGUUCAAGUGGCCCGUGAAGACCAGAAGAUGGAUCGCCCUCUCUGCAGCUACCUGAAGAGCUUUGGAUUCUGCAGAGACAGCAGUGUGUGUCCUGAUCGCCAUCAAUUUCAUUCCCAGCUGGAUCAGUCUGUGCUCCCGUCGUCUGGAGUCAUUGAGGUUGUGCCUCUCUUCAUUAAGUCAGCCUCAGUGUUUUCUGGCCGUAUGGUCAGGAAGGAUGACAAAUGUUUUAAUUUAAUGGCCUCUGGGAUGGCUUCUUAUUACGCUGACAAGAAGCCAGGAGCCACGGAGCUGCUGGAAGGAUGUUUAUAUGCAGUGCAAGAGGACGACGUCUUCCACAGGGUGAAGAUCCUCUCCAUACCUAAGUGUGGCGACUGUUUGUUUUUUGCUGUUCUCGUUGACUUCAUUGAUGUUGGAAAAGAGGAGGAAGUGAAAUCUCAUCAGAUCCUUCAGCUACCAGAGCAGUUUCAGUCUCUGCCAGGCCAAGCCAUUGAAAUGGUCAUCUGCAGGGUGAAACCAGCUGAUGCUGAGAAGGACUGGCACCCCAAGGUCACGAGAGCCAUCAGCCAGAAGAUCCGAGGUCUGCAGCAUCAAUCACGAGUUGUUCUAAGUCUGGGAAACACGGUUUUUCUUGAUUGUAUGGUUCGAUUAACCAAGGUGCCAGGUAUGAAAACUUUGAUCAAUGAAUACAACGUGCAGUCUGAGAUUCUGAACACAGGGAUGGCAGUCAGCAACCCAGAUCAUCUGAACCUACUGAGAGCACUGUGUGAAGGAGAUCUGGUCAACAAAGAUACAGAGAACACAUCCAGGCUGGAGGAGGAUUCAGUAUCUGUUCAAGUAAAGAUCAAAACAGACAGAGCUGCAGAUGACACACCGGUGUCCACACCAGACCCUUUGCUCAGUCUGAAAGCUCCAACAAAUCAUUUCACUGUUCAAACUCCUUCACUGUCAGUCUGUGAAUCUGCCAGCAGACAGAAAGACAUCAGCACUUCAGAGCUCGUGCAAAGUACAUUCACUGAUGGUGGUCAGAGCAGUGGUGCCGGUGCGUGGCAGCCCCGCCUCGUCAGUGUGCCCCAGGGGCACUAUAUAAGUUUACCAUUUAGUUCAAGUGCCAGAGAUGGAGAAGAAUGUUGCACAAGUGAUACUGCUGUGUCUCUCCACCUUCUGGAAAAUGGUUUACCUGAAGAUCCUCAUCACAACAACACAAAGCAUGUUUUUGAUCAUAACAAGGACGACAACAGUAACUCAACAAUAAGCUUCCAUCCUCAGGUGGUUUGGCACCAGACGCUCGACUCUGUGAUUCUGACAGUGAAGCUGAUGAAUCCAGAAUGUCAACUCUGGGAUUUCUACCCUGACAGAGUCGUUUACAGUGGCAGAGUAAACGGUCAGAUCUACAGAGCUGACCUGCAGCUUCACCAAAAGAUAGCCGCUGACCUUUGCCACCUGGAGAUGAAAUCCCACGAGCCGGUUCUGAAACUGGUCAAACAGCAGCAGGGAUACUGGGAACAACUCGUCACCACAAAGAAUAUUUUUGUAAGGUACAACAUGGAGUACAUUGAUGAGGAUGAAGACAAAGUACUAAAUGAUACGGUGUUUCUGGAGGAAACAGGUGAAAAUAAUUGGUACGUGAACUCGGGGAGUGGCAGUGAGAGCGACUGAAGAUGAACAAAAAUUUGUUUCACUUCUCUGAACACCUCAGUGUUCAUCAGAGAAUCAUCAAGUUUGGUCAGCUCUCCUACUUUAUUUGGAAAAAUAUUAAUUUUUUUAGCCAUUUAGUUCAAGAUAAAUAAUUUUUCAAACAUGUUCUCCUUGUUCAUAUGUUCAUUUGCAAAGGAAAAAGAAACACCAGGAACUGCAUUAAUUCUCAUUUGACACAUUUAGGUUAAAUUUGUGGUAAUCUUUUUUUUUUUUUAAGUGUAUUUUUACAGAUGUUUUCGUCUUCAGUUUGACUUGUUCUGGGGAAAAAAUGAUCUGUUCAGGUAAAGUUUCCCAGUGAGGAGAACUGGUGUUCAGCAUGUUAAAGACUAGCAGCAGACAAUGUGCAAGGACAGACACACACUCACAUAUCCUCAGAGCAAUAGCUGUGGACCCCCACUCUAAAACUACAUGAACACUAAAGCCAGCCUCUCACUGGCCUGUAAUUUGUUAUCAAACAGCAUGUGGAGAAGUAAGUCCCAUAAUUUGAGUGCACACUCACAACAAGAUCCAAGCAAGCUCCCAUAUAAAUUUGUAUUUACUUCAAAUGUAUGGCGAGCCAUUUCAUUCCAAAUUAAAUAAAUGAAUAAAUACCGUAAUUAAUAAAGUAUAAAUAAAUGUUCCAUUAAAUAAAUAAAUUUCCCCAAGAAAAAUAAAACUAAAUCAAUAAAUUAAAGUGCAUUUUUUGCAUGUUUUUAUUUUAUAAAUUCAUUUGUUUAUUUAAAGGGAUCCCUGAUUAGUU